Messenger RNA from Cucurbita pepo subsp. pepo (vegetable marrow), 1674 nucleotides. Its product is annotated as serine carboxypeptidase-like 45. Lineage: Eukaryota; Viridiplantae; Streptophyta; Magnoliopsida; Cucurbitales; Cucurbitaceae. Gene Ontology annotation, cellular component: vacuole. The record is from RefSeq and is a predicted model, not a curated record. Gene Ontology annotation, biological process: proteolysis. Gene Ontology annotation, molecular function: serine-type carboxypeptidase activity.
AUGUGGCGGUGCUCCGAUCCCUUGAUGGCGGUUGCUACGGUGGCCAUAGCGUUCACCGUCGUCCUCAAUCCGAGGUCGUUCGUCACAGCAACUCAUUCAGAGAAUCCCGAUCGAAUCACGUCGUUACCGAACCAGCCUACGACGGUGAAUUUCCAUCAGUAUAGCGGCUACGUUACCGUAAACGAGAAGGAAGGGAGAGCUCUUUUUUAUUACUUUGUUGAAGCAGAGACUAAGGCUGCUCACAAGCCACUUGUUCUUUGGUUCAAUGGAGAUACAUUGGCGGGAUGUUCAUCACUUGGAGGUGGAGCUUUGAUAGAGCAUGGGCCAUUUAAAGUUAAUGGUGAAUCCUUAAUUAAAAAUCAUUAUAGUUGGAAUACAGAAGCAAAUAUGUUAUACGUAGAGUCGCCGGCGGGAGUUGGGUUCUCCUCCUACUCUAACAAUACGGUUUUCUACUCCAACAUAACCGACGUCGUUUCAGCGGAAGAUAAUCUCGUGUUUCUACAACGGUGGUUCGAGAAGUUUCCUCAGUACAAGAGAAGAGAUUUGUAUAUUGCUGGAGAGGCUUACGCUGGAGGACACUAUGUGCCAUUACUUGCACAGCGAAUUCAUAAUUCAAAUUUAAAGAUCAAACUCAAGGGGAUAGCAAUCGGAAAUCCUCUUCUGGACAUCCGAGUAGACGCGAAUGCCCUAGACCAGUACUGGUGGUCUCACGGCCUCAUCUCCGACGCUGCCUUCCACCUUCUCAAUUCCGUCUGCAAUGCAUCUCGUCUCGUCACCGAAGGAAUCACCAGUUCCCUCUCUCCCCAUUGCAUCUUCGUCGCCACUAACGUUUCCAAAGAGCUCUCUCCUGCUAUCGACUACUUCGAUGUUGCCGCCGGCGACGCUUGUCCCUCCGUCAACGCCUCCGAGUUCGCCGAUCUCGAUCGCAACGAUCCUCUGCGGUUCACUCUGUUCCGCGACUUCUUACAUGUUCAGAGUACACGGGAAGAUCGAGAUCCGUGUGUGGGAGAAUUUGUAGCGAAGUAUUUGAAUCGAAAGGAUGUGCAGAAAGCUCUUCAUGCGAAGGUCGUUGGAUUUUCGGAAUGGAGACGCUGCCGAUUGAGGAAAGAGUGGAAAUAUGAUCUGAGGAACAGAUUGGUGCCAACGAUCGAUAUCGUUGGCGCGCUCGUGAAGUCCAAAAUUCGAGUACUAGUCUAUAGUGGAGAUCAAGAUUCAGCUUUACCAUUUACUGGGACUAGGACAUUGGUGGAUUCACUAGCCAAGUCAUUGGAUCUGUACCCAACUGAGCGUUACAGAGCCUGGUUUGCUGAUAAAAAGGUUGGGGGCUGGACUCAAGUCUAUGGGAAGUUCUUAUCCUUUGCCAUUGUGAGAGGUGCAUCUCAAAGAACAGCACAAACUCAGCCCAAGAGAUCUCUACUACUUUUCAAGUCGUUUUUGGCUGGAAAACCGCUGCCGGAAGCCUGAUCAGGUAUUUAGAAGGAAAGAAAAAAUAAAUAAAAUGAAUGAAAUGAAUAGAAAACUGUCUUUUUUAUGCUUCUUUUAGGGUGUGGGAUCUGUCAUCCCCACCUCCAAUUACUCAGAAAAGCUUGGACAAUUGAAGCUCUAAUAAAUUAACAAUGGCUGUAAACAGAGAUCAUCUAUACAUGACUUCUGCUGUGUAACUUUUUUUCCCUU